Castor canadensis (American beaver) is the source of this 2574-nucleotide messenger RNA. It is a transcript of the gene Fbln5, whose product is annotated as fibulin 5. The record is from RefSeq and is a predicted model, not a curated record. Gene Ontology annotation, molecular function: calcium ion binding. NCBI's taxonomy places the organism in Eukaryota, Metazoa, Chordata, Mammalia, Rodentia, Castoridae.
CGCCCAGCGUCUGCCGCAGACAAGCUCAGCGCAGCCCAGCGCGGCCCGGGCUCCCCUCCCAGCACCGAGCACUUGGCUCUGGCAGACGCCCCAAGAUUGUUGUGAGGAGUCUAGCCAGUUGGUGAGCGCUGUAAUCUGAACCAGCUGUGUCCAGACCGAGGCUCCAUUUGCAUUGUUUAACAUACUUAGAAAAUGAAGUGUUCAUUUUUAACAUUCCUCCCCCAAUUGGUUUAAUGCUGAAUUACUGAAGAGGGCUAAGCGAAACCAGGUGCUCGCUCCGAGGGCUCUGCAGUGGCUCGGAGCACCGCGGCGCGCUUCCCUGGCCUCGCCACCACCCGCUCGCCCCUCUGCCACCAAGUCACCCGCGAGCCCCUCGGCCCCCGCGAGCGAGCUCCCGCCGCCAGCAAUCUCUUCCCGCCUCGCCUCUGCCCCGCGCGCAUCUCGGACAUGCCAGGAUUAAAAAGGAUUCUCACCGUUACCAUUCUGGCCCUCUGUCUUCCAAAUCCUGGCAAUGCACAGCAACAGUGCACUAACGGCUUUGACCUAGAUCGCCAGUCGGGACAGUGUUUAGAUAUUGACGAAUGCCGGACCAUCCCCGAGGCCUGCCGAGGAGACAUGAUGUGUGUUAACCAAAAUGGCGGCUAUUUAUGCAUUCCCCGAACAAACCCAGUAUAUCGAGGGCCCUAUUCGAAUCCCUAUUCGACUCCCUACUCAGGUCCAUACCCAGCAGCUGCCCCACCAGUAUCAGCUUCAAACUACCCCACGAUUUCCAGGCCUCUUGUCUGCCGCUUUGGAUACCAGAUGGAUGAAGGCAACCAGUGUGUGGAUGUGGAUGAGUGUGCAACAGAUUCCCACCAGUGCAACCCUACCCAGAUCUGCAUCAACACAGAGGGCGGAUACACUUGCUCCUGCACAGAUGGCUACUGGCUUCUGGAAGGCCAGUGCCUGGACAUUGAUGAGUGUCGCUAUGGUUACUGCCAGCAGCUCUGUGCCAAUGUUCCUGGAUCUUACUCCUGCACAUGCAACCCUGGUUUUACCCUCAAUGAGGAUGGAAGGUCUUGCCAAGAUGUGAAUGAGUGUGCAACUGAGAAUCCCUGCGUGCAAACCUGUGUCAACACCUAUGGCUCUUUCAUCUGCCGUUGUGACCCAGGAUAUGAACUUGAGGAUGACGGCGUGCAUUGCAGUGAUAUGGACGAGUGCAGCUUCUCCGAGUUCCUCUGCCAACACGAGUGUGUGAAUCAGCCUGGCACAUACUUCUGCUCCUGCCCACCAGGCUACAUCUUGCUGGAUGACAACCGAAGCUGCCAGGACAUCAAUGAGUGUGAGCACCGGAAUCACACAUGCUCCCCGCUACAGUCUUGCUAUAAUUUGCAAGGGGGUUUCAAAUGCAUCGACCCCAUCCGCUGUGAGGAACCUUAUCUGCUGAUUGGUGAUAACCGCUGUAUGUGUCCUGCAGAGAAUACUGGCUGCAGAGACCAGCCCUUCACCAUCUUGUUCCGGGACAUGGAUGUCGUGUCAGGACGCUCUGUUCCCGCUGACAUCUUCCAGAUGCAAGCAACAACCCGCUACCCUGGAGCCUAUUACAUUUUCCAGAUCAAAUCUGGGAACGAGGGUCGAGAAUUCUAUAUGCGGCAAACAGGCCCCAUCAGUGCUACCCUGGUGAUGACACGCCCUAUCAAAGGGCCCCGGGACAUCGAGUUGGACUUGGAGAUGAUCACCGUCAACACUGUCAUCAACUUCAGAGGCAGCUCUGUGAUACGACUGCGGAUAUAUGUGUCACAGUACCCGUUCUGAGCCUCGGGCUGCAGCCUGUGACACUGCCUCUCACCAGCACCAAGGGACAGGAGAAGAGAGGAAACAAGACAGAAUGAGAGCGAGACAGACAUUGUAACUUUCCUGCUGAACGUUUCUAGAGGAGUCAGCCCAGUGUCCUGACCCUCACCUGUACUAUUGCAGACUGUCACUCUGAAGGACAUCCCACCCCCAGUUCUAUGAUUCAGUUGUCAAAAAGUAUUAUUGUUGGCCCCAAUGUGAGAUCGUCGUGAUUCUUGAAGGCCUUCAGUUUAUUUCCAUCUUUUUCAAAGAAAAUAGAUCAGGCUUGCUGGGGUAUGAGUCUAUGUUCCAAGACUGUGAACAGCUUGCUCUCACCUCUUCCACUCCUUCCUUCUGUCUCUCGCUGCAUCGCUGCUUCGCAAAGGCCCCAAGAGCUCAUGGGGGAAUGCUGGGUAUCGCUAGUUUGCUUCUUGCGUGUACUGAGAAAGCUAUGGAAACAGACCACAGCAGGAUCUAAGGGUUUCUAGAGUCUAUUUCAAAACCAUGUCUGGUAUUUUCAGCCAUAAAAGAAGUUUUAGGUGUCCUUAAAUUUGUAUAACUGUUUAACCUUUUCUUGUUUAUUUUUUAAAGUGCUAGAAUUCCUUCAACAGGCCUCAGACACGUUAUGUUUUGUCUUCACAAUCCUAGUCUUCCCUCCAUCUUAGCCCAAUUUUUUGAAGACCCCUUAAUCAUGCUUUCUUUAAAACUUUUACCCAACUGGGUCAGAAGGCAGCGGUCUCCAAAACUGAUUAAAUAUUUGAA